AUGUCGACUCUCCUAUCCGAUACGCAUCCGUCGACUAACGUUCAGGGGUUCUACGCCUGGACCGACACUCUCAAGGGGGUCUAUUACGGACCCGGCAGCCUCCCCACCGCUCUGCCAAAGCUGCGCGCUGCGAUAGGGGGCACCAAGGCGCUCGUCGUCACUGGAAAGAGUCUCUUCAACAAGACCGACGUCGUCAAGAAAGUCGAAGCCGUCCUGCGCUCCGAGAACGCGUACGGUGCGACGUUCUACGAUAUCGGCGAGCACUCGCCCAUCGCGGGGAUCAGGGCGGGGAUCAAGGCGUACAAGGACGCAGGCGCGGAUUUCGUCGUCGCGGUCGGCGGGGGCUCGCCGGUCGACGCGACCAAGGCGAUCAUAUACAACCUGCAGCAGGAGUUUGGCGGGGCGUUCGCGCGGCAGAUCGCGAUCCCCACGACGCUGAGCGCUGCGGAAUACACGAUCGGAGCGGGAUUUACGAAUGAGGAGGGAGUCAAGGUCGCGGUGAGCUCCCCGGAGCUUGCACCGGCGGGCAUCAUCUUGGACGCUGAGCUCACACUUUCGACUCCUGAACGCCUCUGGCUCUCUACGGGCCUCCGUGCUCUGGACCAUGCGGUCGAGAACCUGUACCGUCCCUUGGUGACCCCGCCCAUCAAAGCACUUUGCUAUCAGGCCCUUCGUGACCUCUUCGAGAAUCUGCCCAAGUCCAAGGCGAACCCCCAGGACGUCGCCGUGCGACAGAAGUUGCAACUCGCGUCGUGGAUGAGUCUCUGGCCCAUGAAGCUCGAGAAAUACAGCGCGUUGGGCCUUUCGCACGCUCUGGGGCACAAACUCGGCGCAGCAUACGGUAUCCCCCACGGGAUCACAUCUUGCUUGACCCUCGCGCCUACCGUCCGCCUGAAGGCGCAGAUCGCCUCCGAGGAGGACAAAGAAUGGCUCUCCGGCGCGCUCUUCUAUCUCCGUCAGCCCUCCACCGGCUCCGUCGACGGCGAUAUCGUGAAGCUCGCUUCCCUCAUCGAAGAGCUGGUGGUUGGUCUUGGGUUGAAGUCGGAUCUUGACCAGUACAAGGUUCCACGUGGGGAUGUUCCCAAGAUCGCUGAAAAGGCUUUGGGUGGGCAGACGGAGAUCUUUGGGGACGUGGUUGAGCUGUUGAACGGGCUCUACCCCUGA
Heterobasidion irregulare TC 32-1 is the source of this 1164-nucleotide messenger RNA. RefSeq lists its product as uncharacterized. The record is from RefSeq and is a predicted model, not a curated record. NCBI's taxonomy places the organism in Eukaryota, Fungi, Basidiomycota, Agaricomycetes, Russulales, Bondarzewiaceae. The transcript has 7 exons. The coding region runs from base 1 to 1164 and encodes 387 amino acids. Gene Ontology annotation, molecular function: alcohol dehydrogenase (NAD+) activity; metal ion binding. Gene Ontology annotation, cellular component: mitochondrion.